UCAUUUUCAGUCUAAUAAAAAUGGAAAAACGAAUCGUAAGCAGCGCAUUCUGUUAUUGCGUCAGGUCAACUCCACUGCAGUGAAGUGAGGAAUACACCGUAGCUGGAGCUGGGGAACCUCGUCGCUACUCGCUCUCGUCCCCGCCGGAGAUCCACCAUGGACGGCAACCCCACCACCACUUCCUCCUCCGCACCACCUCCCGAGAAUUUCAAUUUCUCGCCCGAUAGCCCCUCCCCGAUCACCCUCACUGCGGAUCAGGUCAGCCUCUGCACCCAAGCCCUCAACCUUUUGAAGGACAAACUCCAGGCUCCUCACACCAUCACUCGGGAGUUUGCACACUUGCAGGCAAACAGAAUAACGCCGAGUGAGAUGAGGAGAAGAUGCACCGUCGCUCUUGACGGCGUCAAUUUGAACAAAAACAGAUACACGGACGUUUUGCCAUUUGACAAUAACAGGGUUGUUCUCAGAUCGAGUUCGGAUUAUAGACCUGCGGCACAGGGGUAUAUCAAUGCAAGCUUGGUCUCGACCUCCUCCUCUGGAAACGUGUCACAGUUUAUUGCCACACAAGGUCCACUUCCACAUACUUAUGAAGAUUUCUGGGAGAUGAUUAUUCAAUAUCGCUGCCCUGCAAUUAUCAUGCUUACAAGGUUGGUGGAUAAUUAUAAGAUGGUAAAGUGUGGAGAUUAUUUUCAAGCGGAGGAUGGACCUCGAGAAGUUGGUAAUAUUUCUGUUAUUGGUAAAUGGGUGAACACUACUGAAACUUCAUUGGUGCUGCGCCUUUUAGAGGUGAACCAUAGAGAGGUAGAAGAUGCUCCAAUAUCUGUUUUGCAUAUUCAGUAUCCCGAAUGGCCUGACCACGGAGUUCCCAAAGAUACAUUAGCUGUGCGUGAAAUUUUGAAAAGAUUAUACCAUUUACCACCAAACCUUGGUCCAAUAGUGGUCCACUGCAGUGCAGGUAUUGGUAGAACUGGAACAUAUUGCACAAUUCACAACACAAUUCAGAGAAUACUUGCUGGUGAUAUGUCUGCUGUGGAUAUUGCUAACACAGUAGCUGUGUUCAGGGCCCAGCGUAUUGGAAUGGUUCAGACCCAGGAUCAGUACAUUUUCUGCUAUAAAGCUAUCAUAGAUGAACUGGAAGACCUUGUAUCUCAACGGUAGAAGGAGCUGGAAGGAAAGCUGUUUGCCUCAUUUUGAAGCUAACUUCCAAUUCUUCGACCUUUUUUUUGGUUCAUGCAAUGCUUAUGUCUCCCGGCAGCUGACACUGAAACACUAGCAUUCUGGAUAUUUUAUGAAUUUGACUCUAUUAUUCUCUAGCUUUUCAUGUAUAAUUGCAGGCAGGGGAAAGCUCACAGAUAUUAGCAUCCUUUUGGUUAUAUUGUUAGAAUUACAUUGUUGAACAGAAUGGCAUAAUUAUUAAUGGCUGCAAUAAUCAAAAGUCCAUUGCCCUACUGAA
Molecule: messenger RNA, 1453 nt
Organism: Vigna unguiculata (cowpea)
Lineage: Eukaryota; Viridiplantae; Streptophyta; Magnoliopsida; Fabales; Fabaceae
Gene: PTP1
Product: protein tyrosine phosphatase 1
Biological process (GO): protein dephosphorylation
Molecular function (GO): protein tyrosine phosphatase activity
Source: RefSeq, a predicted model, not a curated record